This is a messenger RNA of Glossina fuscipes, 3898 nucleotides long. Its product is annotated as probable serine/threonine-protein kinase mkcB. The transcript has 3 exons. The coding region runs from base 2088 to 3278 and encodes 396 amino acids. Lineage: Eukaryota; Metazoa; Arthropoda; Insecta; Diptera; Glossinidae. The record is from RefSeq and is a predicted model, not a curated record.
AAGAAGAAGAAGAAAAUAAAUUAUGAUAAAUAAAAUUCAUCUUUCAAAGAAAACAAAACUUCAUUAUUUCAAUUAUGUGAAAUCUUUGACUGCGUAACGCAUUCGAACCUCUUACAAUGCAUUUAUAAUUUCCUUUAGCAUUUUACGCAACAACUUAUUGUAUUCAUUGAAUGUUUUUCUGAAUAUCUUUCAUAGUGUUUAUUUUUAUUUUGGCUUUACAUUGUAUUGGUGGUACUACUUCCUAUACUCUUAGUAAAUAUUGAAAAGAAAAACAAAAAUUUUUUUAUACCCUCCGCCCCAGAAACAAAAUUGACCAUAGCCCUAACUCUGUUCUGGCUGGCGGAUGCUGUAACGAUAACAACAGCAAAUUUAACAAUGUGAAACCGUCAACAAACAAACAAUAUAUUGGCUGUGCCCGCAAAUGUUAUGUUUACGCUGUACAACGCGAACGGUAUUUUUACGCUCCUAAAUAAAAAACAAAAAACAAAAAACAAAAAAAACAAAAAAAGAAGAAAAAAAAGAAAAUGAAAAAAAAAGGCAAAAACCAAAAUUUUAUUGAACUUGUUUAUGCAAUGUUUGUCGUUUUGAAUUUAUAUGCAUUUUAAAGAUUUUUAAAUGAAAUUCUUGUGUACGUUAUUAAAUAUUUCAAGAGCUUUUAUUACUUAUUCGCAUCACUUAUACUUGAAAAGAACAUCUUUCAUAUUCAAGGACAUGUAAUUGCUACCUAUGAAAAUUAUGUUUUCAAAUAUUUUCGCCCAGUAAGGAUAAAAACAAUGCAUCCGAGUAUUUCAGCUUAAAUCAUUGAUACCUUGACGCUCGCUGAUCACAUUUUUUGUUUAAAAAUAUUCUUCUCAUUUAAUAUAAUCAAUAUUUAUAGAACUCAGAAAAGCUGCGUUAUUCAAAAUGUCAAUAGCUUUAAAAUCUUUCCAAAUGUAUUACUAUGGAAUAUUUAAAGUAAUUUUAACAUCAUUUUCUUGAAUAUAAAAAAAAAGAAAAAAAAAAAAAAAAUGUCAUAAAAUCUAUCUGCGAAGACAUUAAAUGUAAUUUAAUAUAAAUCCAGCCUACAAUAACACAAAUAUCAGAGGAGAUUAAAUGAGUUGAAAAAUUUUAAGCGCGACAGAGUAACAAAAAUGUUGACAAACAAUGAUGACCAAAUAAAAAAGCGAAGCUGCCACCACGGCAGUAACAAAGAUUUCAUUGUUGUGAGAGGCAAUGUCGUCUACAAGAAGAUCGAUGUCCAACACAUUAGUGUUGGUGGUGGUAGCAUAAAAGCCGUAUAAUUGUCUACUACACAACAAAUCUACAAACCUCUCUUAUUCUAUGCAGUUUGCGAUUGUGCAUGUGCGUCAACUUAUAAGGGAGCAGCUUUACGAAAGUGAUUUAUUAUCUUAUGUGCGGAGGAGAUUAUAGAGGAGCCUUUAGUCUUGUUUAUUCCCGCCCUUCUGUUUUCUCUCUCCUAUUCAACUUUAAACAACUCCAUAACUUGACUCGUCUCGUCAAAACUUUUAAACCAUAUAUUAGUCACGAGCCCGGCUUAACUAAAGUAAACAUAAGCCGACCUUAAAAUUGGAGAACAAAAAAAAAAAAAAAAAAAAAAAAAAAAAAAAAAACGAGAAAAAAAGAAAAGCAAAACAAAAAAGCAGAGUGAGAUAGUGAAACAGGAGACAGGAAGAGACAAGGAGAGAAAAACACUCAUAGUUUUUAUUCUCUCUCGCUCUCGCAGUAAGGCUGCGAAUACAUUUCGUUUAAAAUCGAGUUUUACAUUUUAUGCGCACAGUUGCGAUUAAGACGCGAAUUGCAGUAGAUGUUGAUUGUCUUUUGCUCGGGUCGCUCACGGAGAUGAUACUUGGGUUGCGUUUAUGUGCGGGCUUGUGUGCGUUUAUAUAUUUAAUGUAAAAAAAAAAUUCCAGUAAAAAUUAUUAGAAUUCCGGUGUGUGAAAAUUUGUGCCUUUCAUUGUUGACAAAACCUAAACUUUGGUAGUGAAAAACAUUCAGUAUUCGGUUUUUUCAUUUCCAAAACAAUAAAGCAGCAAUAACUCUAAUAAAUCGUUUGUCACAAAUUGUGUGUGCGCGCGCUCCGACAAACAAUGUGCAGUAGAAAAUGUUUUCGCAUGCCUACGUUAGUCAUACUCGGUGUCAUUUUCACGAUCGUAUUGGUCUUCAUCACCGGCAUAACGCUCACCAACAGUAUCAAUAUAUCGAAUAUAGUGAAAUUGCGCGAAAAAGUCGCCAGCGAUUCGGCGGCGGCGAACAGUCCAAAUGCGGCACAAACACGAGCCGCCUUAUUCGAACAACAGUAUUCAACAUUGCAACAACAUCAUUUAUCGCGUAGCGAUCUGAAUUACAUUACCGCCAAUCAUCCCAAGAAUUUGCAGCGUUUUAAUUUGCCGACGGGGCCGCCAUUAUCAACGCAACAACAACAGCAACAACAACAACAGCAGCAGCAGCAGCAGCAGCAAACGUCAAUAGCGGCGGCGGUGGCACCAAAUAAAAUUGUCAUUGAAAUUGGUAUAAGAAAUUUUAGUACAAAUGCCAACAGAGACGCGGGCCCCUCGCCCUCAUCUUCAGCAUCGGCAACGGUGGUGGAGCAGGUAGUGGCGCCUUUAAGUGGCGCCAUUAUCGAUGGUAACAUUGAGUCAAUAUCAGUGCCGGCCACCGGUGAAUUGCAAAAGCAUUUAAAUGAUUCAUUGGCUACAGUUUUUGGAAGAGUAGCCGCGGCGGCACACAAUGCUCAAACAAACAAUGAAACGUCAACAAAUUCAACAACAUUAAAUUUAAUGGCAACAUCAUCGCCGUCAUUGUCAUCAUUAACAUCGACAUUAACAAAAAAAACAACAGCAACGACACUAACAACAACAGCAGCAGCAGCAACAGCAACAAUAACAACAACAACAAACUCUCCCUUAUGGCCAUUAAAUGCCACUUCGACUACAUUAGAAUCAUUAACAACAACAUUGUCAACGACAAUAUCGACGACAUCGUCAACAUUAGCCAUCAACGAAAACCACAAAAGCUUUUUAAAUAAUUCCACAAAUUCUUGGUUAAAAUCAACAUUUAACGUGUCUUUCCCAAAUCAAUUAAGCAUCGAGGAUCAUAAUCCGGCCAUGAUUGAUUUUGAAAAGCGCAACUACGUUAAGAAGGUAAGGGAUUUUAAAAUAUGUUUCGAACACUGCUUCUUUCUGGUAAGUCACAUAAUCACAAAUUUCUAUACUUUUUCUCUUCUUCGAUUGCAAAAAAAAAAAAAAAAAUUCAGAAAUUUGAGAAAAAUUUCAAAUUAAUUAAAAACUAACCACACACGCUGUUCAACCACUAACGAUAUAUUUGUAAGUAAGUAAAGCAUGUGUGCCUAUAAAAAGCUUACAUAAAUCUCAGCACCAUAUGAAAUCUCCGAUUAUUUAUUUAACUCUCGACUCGCUUAUUUCAAUUUCAAUUCCACAUAUAUGAAGAAUGCAUAGGAGCAAGUUUGGGCGAGUGUGUGUGACCAUGCAUUAAACGUUCUACUUCUACUUGCUUAGCCCGUUUCGAUAGUAAAGUUACGGUGAAUGUAUGUUUGCAUUUCAAUACGUAAACGUAUGUACAUUUCCUAUGACGUAUGUUGUUUUUACAUGCAAUUGCCAUUGAUAACAACAGCACAGCUAGCAGCAGCAGCAGCAGCAGCAGCAGCAGCAGCCGUAAUAGUUCUUCGCUUUCGUAUUUAUUGCAUUUAAUACGCUCUUGACCCAACCAGCGAACCAACCAAUUUGCUGACUUUCUGUAUGAAUGUAUUUUAUAAUGCAUUCAUUCAUUCAUUCAUUCAUUCGUUCAUUCGUUCAUUCAUUCAUUUAUUCACUUAUGCAUUACUCACUUGAUUUAUGAUGAUUUUUAAAUGUCUAUUCAAGUUGUUUUGUCUGUCCGUCUG